Messenger RNA from Polyodon spathula (Mississippi paddlefish), 1857 nucleotides. RefSeq names its product transmembrane protein 39B (gene tmem39b). Lineage: Eukaryota; Metazoa; Chordata; Actinopteri; Acipenseriformes; Polyodontidae. Gene Ontology annotation, cellular component: membrane. The transcript has 9 exons. The record is from RefSeq and is a predicted model, not a curated record. Bases 257 to 1723 code for a protein of 488 amino acids.
AUCGCGUCCGCGCCACCCUCCUGGCAGCAGUCGCACUGAGGCCGGUUCAAGCUUGCAGAAUGCUAAGUGCUGUUCCCUUUCGUUGAAAAACAGACAAACACACACACACAUCCCAAUAAAGGACCUAUCCAGACUGUUUAGCGUCCCGGUUCAUGAACUUCAGCCCUGUCCUGAUAUAAAACCGCUCGCAGCAAGCCGUUUGCACCGACGCUGUAGAAGGGAAGACGCAGCCCUUUACACACCGGCCUGUUCUGGAAUGGCAGGGGGAAGGAGAGGGCCGAACAGAACAUCCUACUGCCGCCCCCCUCUGAAUGAGACCGGCUCCGUCGGCAACAGCAACCACUCCACCAGCGCCCCCGUCACAGGAGUGCGGUCCCGGACGAGGAGUGGCUCAGGUACAGGGAUCUCCAGCCCUCCGCUGGCGACUCAGACUGUGAUCCCCCUGAAACACUGCAAGAUCCCGGAGCUGCCCAUCGACAAGAGCGUGCUGUUCGAGCUGCACCUCUUCUUCUGCCACCUACUGGCUCUGUUCGUCCAUUACAUCAACAUCUACAGAACUGUGUGGUGGUACCCUCCCUCACACCCGCCCUCACACACCUCUCUGAACUUUUACCUCAUUGACUACAAUUUGUUAAUCUUCACCGUCGUUGUGCUGGCGCGGAGACUGAUCGCAGCCAUUGUGAAAGAGGCUUCCCAGAGUACAAAGAUCUCUUUCCCACAGUCUGUUUUCCUCGUGACGACACGGUUUGCAGUUCUGACUGGCACCGGGUGGAGUUUGUGCCGGUCCUUGAUUUAUCUCUUUAGGACCUACUCUGCCCUAAACCUGUUAUUUCUGUGUUACCCGUUCGGGAUGUACAUCCCUUUGUUCCGCUUGAGCUGUGACUUCCAGAGAUCCAGCCCCCUGUCCCCGGUCACCAGCUUCGGGCCCAAAGAACCCGGGCUGGUGAAUGGCAGGAGUAAGGACUACCUGACAGUGCUGAAGGAGACGUGGAAGCAGCACGCCAACCAGCUGAAUGGGGCGGAGGCCAUGCCCUCCCACGCCUGCUGCCUGUCCCCAGACCUCAUCCGCAAAGAGGUGGAGUACCUCAAGAUGGACUUCAACUGGAGGAUGAAGGAGGUGCUGGUCAGCGCCAUGCUCAGUGCCUACUACGUGGCCUUUGUUCCUGUCUGGUUUAUAAAGAGCACACAGUACUAUGAUAAGCGAUGGUCAUGUGAACUGUUCGUCCUGGUCUCCGUCAGCACCUCGGUCAUACUGAUGAGGCACCUGCUCCCUCCUCGAUACUGUGACCUGCUGCACAAGGCGGCAGCACACCUGGGCUGCUGGCAGAAAGUGGACCCGGCUCUGUGCUCCAACGUCCUGCAGCACCCAUGGACAGAAGAAUACAUGUGGCCACAAGGGGUGCUGGUGAAACACAACAAGAAUGUGUACAAGGCAAUGGGUCACUACAAUGUGGCCGUUCCAUCAGAUGUUUCUCACUAUCGGUUUUAUUUUUUCUUCAACAAACCUUUGCGAAUACUGAAUAUCCUCAUCAUUCUGGAAGGAGCGAUGAUAUUCUACCAGCUGUAUUCUUUAAUAUGUUCAGAAAAGUGGCACCAAAUGAUCUCGUUGGCUUUAAUACUGUUCAGCAAUUACUACGCUUUGUUUAAGCUUCUCCGGGACCGGAUUGUCUUGGGGCAAGCGUACGCCUAUUCCACGAGCCGCGCAGACCACAGAUUAACCUAAACUGGCGGGUGUGAUGAUGGAGCCGCUUUAAAAGAAGGCAGAGCUUUGUAUUUUUGUUACAAAUGCUUUUUUUUUUUCUUGUCACUUGCCAUAAUUAAAAACAAAUCAUAUUUUUGUAUUCCCUGAAAGAUGUA